AUGGUGGCAAAACUUGAAAACAUAGAUUACGCUUACAAGAUCAAACGUGGGUCUCGGAUUACCUUCUUGCAGGUGACAAAUGCGUUCAGCACAGAGCUUCUCGGCGAUCAGGUGGCAGUGAAAGUAAUUGACAAGAAAAGAGCCAAAAAGGACACCUAUGUCACCAAGAAUCUGCGACGGGAAGGGCAGAUCCAGCAAAUGAUCCGCCACCCCAACAUUGCUCAGUUGCUGGAUAUACUGGAAACGGAAAACAGCUACUACCUUGUCAUGGAGCUGUGCCCUGGUGGCAACUUGAUGCACAAGAUUUAUGAGAAAAAAAGACUUGAAGAGCACGAAGCACGCAAAUAUAUCAGGCAGCUUAUUCUGGCAGUAGAGCAUCUUCAUCGGGCAGGAGUAGUUCACAGAGACUUGAAGAUAGAAAAUCUGUUGCUAGAUGAAGACAACAAUAUCAAGCUUAUUGACUUUGGCUUGAGCAACUGUGCAGGCAUCUUGGGUUACUCUGAUCCGUUCAGCACCCAGUGCGGGAGCCCAGCGUAUGCAGCCCCUGAACUUCUGGCGAGGAAAAAGUAUGGGCCGAAAAUAGAUGUUUGGUCCAUUGGGGUAAAUAUGUAUGCAAUGUUGACUGGAACGUUACCUUUUACUGUGGAGCCGUUCAGCCUGAGGGCUUUAUACCAGAAAAUGGUGGACAAAGAAAUGAACCCGUUUCCCACCCAGCUCUCUACAGCGGCCAUAAACUUUCUACGAUCUCUACUAGAGCCAGAUCCUGCAAAGAGACCAAACAUCCAGCAGGCACUUGCAAAUCGCUGGCUUAAUGAGAAUUACCCCGGGAGAGCACCACCUAACGUCACGUAUCCAAACAGAAUUCACCUCGAGGACCUCAGCCAAAGCGUGCUGCUCCAUAUGACCGAGAAGCUCGGCUACAAGAACAGCGAUGUAAUCAACACGGUGCUCUCCAACCGCGCAAGCCACACGCUUGCCAUCUACUUUCUGCUGAAUAAGAAGCUGGAGCGCUACUUGGCAAGCCUGAGGAAGUCUGAAGGCCAGGACAAUAUUUGCCACAAGAACCAACUGUACCAGGUAGAAAAAUACAAGGCAAAUAAAGACUCCUAUGAGGACAAAAAACUCAAAGAACAAGAAAAGAAAGGGGAGAUUCUUCACCGUCCACCCCCAAAGAAAACUGAGAAAAGUCCAGUUUCAUAUAGACAGCCUUCUUCCUGUCUUAUCUCACAGAUACAGAACACCAAGGCACUGCUGAGGGACCGAAAAGUCACCAAGGCUGGAGGUCCAGAUAAAGACUCCACGGGUGGGUUAAGCCCCUUCCAUGAACCUGUGGCAACCAAGACGGGCUGCGUCACUUCCAGUUCCCUGGAAUAUCUUGAAAUCCAACAGCCAGUUCCACGAACCCCCCGACUCCUCAAGAGACAGGAUUCCCCACAGCAGGAGCCCGCGAGGAUCAGCGGCCAGGCAAAGGACUCUCCUCUGAUUCUCAAUAUUGUUCAUUCUUUCGAAUCUGUUGACAGAGAGGACCAAAUAGACCAAGUUUCCCCCUCUCAUCAGUACCGAAUUUUAGGCUCACCAAUAAAUUUUCCUUAUAAAAGCUCAAGUGAAAGGACACUGUCCCCACUUUUUCAGCCAGGAAGUACGUCCCCUGCCAGAAGCCCUGUUCACCCUACCCAGGUCUCCUUCACAUACGAAGAGAAAGUGAAUCCGGCGAGAGAUGAGGCGGUGUCCCCCACUCAGCUGGUUCCCAACAAUCCCUUGGGCAGUCCUAACUGUGUUAAAAGCCGAGGCAGGUUCCCCAUGAUGGGGAUUGGACAGAUGCUGCGGAAGAGGCACCAGACCAUGCAGUCAGCCAGUGACAAGCCACUGGAAACGAGAAUGCCGCAACUGCAGCAGAUGAGCCCCACGCAGAUUUCCUUCAAUGCAGCAGAUGCUGUCAAUGGCCAGUGUUAAUCUGACGUGCCAGGAUUUGUGCUGCUGCUGUCUGGCACCUAACCUUUUCUAUUUCGAAGAAGAAGAAGGGAAAGCCGCAGGCACGUUGCUGUCACCACAUGAUAUACCUACAGUGGUCCAACUUAGAAAAUCAGAGGUCCGCUUGUAAGGAAGGGGUUGUCCUACAUAUUAAAGUUGAAAGAAGAGGGCCCUGCUUGUGCUGUUAAGAAAUACUAGCAUUUGGCAUUUGACUGUACAGUGAAAAAUGUCUCAGAAGAGCUACAUGAAUAUGUAUUUUCCUUGCUCUAAGGUAGUAUUGCAAUGAGGUUCGUUGGAAGAACAGCGAGUGUUAACAGCUUGAUUCAGCAAUGUAAUGCCCGUGGUGCCGUGAAUGCUGGUCCCAUCCAGGACCUGUGCUAAGACUGCCCUUGCUCCGUCUGUCUGUGCCAUGCAGAACAUAUUGUACCGUCACAGGCGUUCGUAUGGCUUAAGAGGUGGAAGAACUCAAAAUACUGUUUCCAAAGUCAGCUUGCUACAAGGCACUGCCAAGAAGAAAAAGGAAGUUGGUGGAAGCUUGAAUAGAGACAUGGGUAUUCUAAACAUUCAAAGAAAGUGGGAGUAUUGAAAGUCAAAGCAGAUUUUACUGUUAAUUACACAAAGUAGCUAAUAACGGAAUCAUUUUUUCUUAAAGAAAAUGGUGAUUUAGUAGGUGAUGUCACUCACAAGAAACAUUAUUAUUUAAAAACAAGUGUCAUCAAAUGGAAGUCUACCCCACUAAAGGCCUAUUUCUUUCAUAUAUAAUGGCUUUGCAAGUGGAUGCUUUAAACAGUAAUCCAAGUUGCAAUAUGCUGUGUUUAAACAAUCCGGUCACCUCCAAUUUCUGUAGCUGUACUAGUUCCACGGCGUUCUUAUGUGCAGGAUUGUCUUAGCCCCUGUUAUAGCAAAACAGCGUUGGACAUACUUGAAGGCUUUUCUGAGAGACGGCAGUGAAUGAAAAAGACUAAUAAAGGACACAUGAACCAGUAUCAAUGCCAUUUUAUACUGCAAGGAUGGUAAUGCAGUGGUUACCAAAAAUUAAGUAUUGUUACGAGCUGUGAAUAUUGACUUUCUUAAAAGGCAACAUGUUCUGCGUACUGGUCUUGUUUUUCUAAGUAAAUCAUACAUCUUAGAAGCUGGCAACAUUUUUUGAUUCUGUUUUUGUGUUUAAACUGUUUCCUAUAAAUCAGAAGGUUUAGCCAAAGACUACUGUUUUCGUCUGUCCGUACUGAGCUUGCAUAUGUGUUUGUGUGCAUGGGGCAUCUCGAUGGUGCUUCGGCUCAUCUAUUUUCCAAGUGGGUAGCCCUUGGCCACACAUAUGCCACUGCAGCCCACCCACUUAAUGUCAUUUCAAAAAUGAGGCAGCAGAGGCAUUGUCUUCAGGAACUGUUGUUAAUGGAAUAAGGAAUUUUGCGUCCAGAUCACCUGUAGGAAUCCAAGCCCUAUUUUUAUCAAUAUUACUGAAAAUAAUUUCGUGGCCCCUUGGCUAUGGUUUCUGUACAAGUACAAAGAGUUCCCCUGUUUGAAAAGCCUUCCUUCCAAUUUCAUGAUAUACGAAGAUUAGAGGAGGAAGAAAGCUGGCAUAGGCAGGUGAAAAGUUCACCAACAGAGCCCAUAGUUGAAUGCGUAUUUCCUGAUUCCCAGUUUAGCAUAGGCCUUUGGCUGAAGUUUGCAAGAAAUAAAGUGAAGGUUAAUCCAAAUAGUGACAGAAUGGGUAACUAAUUUUGAACGCUUGCUGCCAAAACCAGCAGAGGGGCUGGGCCGAAUGCCCCGGCGAGUGAAUGCCCAGAGCACCCCUCUCAUUCCUGCAGCUGGGGCCUUCAGCACGCAAGUGGCUAGGCAGUUCAGUAUGGGGCGGGUUCAUAUGCUUCUUACUGUGCUCUUCAGGGUGGUGAGAAUACCUGCUUCUGGGGCUGUUAAGCCACCAAUAAAAUUAUAUACCUAUAAAAUCCCAGUAUAUUAAGAAGGACAGCCCUAAAAUAUUUCUACGGAUUUUUCGAUUGACAAAUGUCAUAUUCUAUUUUUACAGAACCUGUGUAUCGCAGAAGUCCAUUUCAGCUCUUCCUUUUGUGUAAAAUCAUCAAAGUAUUUCUUUUUGUUCACGCUAAGAACAUGUUUGCGUUGUAAAGCUAGUGAGUGAGAACAACUGAAACACCGUGCAUGCAUCAAACUUGAAUCGAUUGCAGGUAUUGACUUGAAUUACAAGCUCAGGUUUAUUUGAAACCCAAUAAAAGGUUGGGGGAGGCAGGAGAGAAACACGUUUUUUUUUUGUAGAAGAGUCAGAGUGAAAACAGAAAUGUUAAAUCUUUUAUUGUAUUUAUAGAGAAUAUAUGAGUGCCACACUGCUAAACCAUAAGCUUAGACAGUAGCUAUGUACAGUCAAACUGCAGUGACCGUAUAAGAGGCUUAUUGAAAUACGGUAGUGUAAA
Messenger RNA from Struthio camelus australis, 4397 nucleotides. The record is from RefSeq and is a predicted model, not a curated record. NCBI's taxonomy places the organism in Eukaryota, Metazoa, Chordata, Aves, Struthioniformes, Struthionidae.